Amphimedon queenslandica is the source of this 1661-nucleotide messenger RNA. RefSeq lists its product as uncharacterized. The record is from RefSeq and is a predicted model, not a curated record. Lineage: Eukaryota; Metazoa; Porifera; Demospongiae; Haplosclerida; Niphatidae. The coding region runs from base 1 to 1605 and encodes 534 amino acids. The transcript is spliced from 7 exons.
AUGGAACUGUUGAUUCAUUUUCAUCUUGCUGCUGAAGUUAAAACGGAUCAAUACUACAUUGAUAAUAUUAAGCAAUAUUUCCUACCUGCUGUGCUAAAGUUAUAUGAUAUUUCAUCUCCACUAUCAAUUCCUGAUGAUCAGCCAGUUGCCCGAGCAACUAACCUUCACAUCACUUUUAGCACCAAUUUUGUUCCUCCUGGCUUCUUCACUCGUUUUAUUGCAUCAUUUGCCAAUGCCUCAGCUAAUGCUUCAUCAUACGAAAUUUGCUUCGAAGAAAAAUAUGGUGUGUUUCGAAACCGUAUCAUGUUCGGAGACCCAAAUAUCAAGAUUACUAUCACUGAUCUUAGUGAUACGAUUCAAGUUAGCGUUGAGUGCUAUACUAGCAUAUCUUUCAGUGAUACUUGUCAAGAGUUUAAAAAAUUAGUAGAAAGAUGUUGCCGUGAAGUUGAUGACACUUUAGCUAAUCAAUGUAAUUCUUCAAAAACAAUUGAAAUAAAAAGAAAGUUUCGCUUUGAAUGUACAGCAUGUGAUAAAUGGGAGCCUCAUUACAUUAUCAGUGCUGCUUCGGGUCAAACAGCUGAUUCACUUCUUCAGUGUCAAAAAAGUAAAAUGCGACGUCGACCAACUCUUGAAGAAUCAUAUUGGUUUCCUGAAGGAGACAAGACAGCUCAAAAUGUGCCAGUGUCUAUUAGCGAACAAGAAAUGCUUAUCAUAUCACAAAGAGUUAGCGACAAAGCUGAUUCUGUGGCUGCAGGCUUGAAUAUGUUUCUGAGGUUGAAUGCACUUCGACAAGAUCAUCACGAUAAUCCAAUGCUUCAUUUGCUUUUUGAGUGGAAUAGGGGAGGAGGACGUAGGGAAGACUUGGUUAAAACUCUUAAGGAUGUUAACCUUGAUAAACUUGCUGAUCAAGUCCAAAACUCCAAUUACGUACAAUUGUCUAGACCUCCCAGUGUUAGCAGCACAAGUUCUCGUCAACAAACAUUUGACCUGCCUUCAGGCACUGAGUCUUCUCCUGGUAUUGCAGGAACUGAACCAAUUGAGUUUCAAGUUACAGAAGCUACAAAAGCUGAUCAAAGCAAAAAGUUUGCUAAAAUGGUCUCAGAAGUAAUAAAGGAGUAUGAAAAAAGUAAAGAACCUGAUGAUCAAGUUAUUGUUAAUCAAAGUGAACAUGAAACACAUUCAGGAGAUCAGCAUCAAGAGCACAGACAACAAAGAGUUGAACCUCAGCAAAGACAACAGGAAAGACAACAACAGCAAAGACAACAACAAAGACAACAAGAAAUUCAAACUCAACAAAGAAAUCAACCUCAAGAGCAUAUUAGAAGUGACAUAUCAGAUAAUGACCUGUUGCGAUUGGCUAGAUAUCUCAAGCCUGAGCAUGUCAAAAAAUUUGCUGAAGUUUAUGAUGAUGAUUCAAGAUACCUUCACUCAGAAUUAGAAGAAUAUGAAAACAGUGAUGCACAAACAAAAGGAUUUCAUGUUCUACGUGCAAUGCUGAGAAGAAAUCCUAAUGUUAACCGUGACAAUCUAAAGGAGAGUUUAUCAUUAUUGGGAUUUAAUGAAGCUGCAAAAAAUCUAUCAGACAGUGGUUGCUUAUUACUAUAAAGAGAUAUCUGGUUUUUAUGCAGAAGUUUAAACUUUGCUCUUUUUCGAUAAAAUGC